Molecule: messenger RNA, 788 nt
Organism: Pocillopora verrucosa
Lineage: Eukaryota; Metazoa; Cnidaria; Anthozoa; Scleractinia; Pocilloporidae
Source: RefSeq, a predicted model, not a curated record
GGUGGAAUUCCACCCAUAGGCGCGGGGGCUGCCGGGAUAGAGUUUUAAUAGCAACAAAUUAACUCAGGCAACUGCAUCAUGUCCCAGUUUCUUGGGCGGAGUAAACAAGGAGACAAAGGCUAUCAGCUGUUUCUGACAUUCAGUGAACUUACGAAGGACUUUCAUGUCACCAUUCUAAGGAAGAGGGAUAAAAUUGACUUUGAAGAAUAUCUUAAGGCUGUUGAAAAAAAAAUCAAAGGAUCACGUUGCGUUUGGAAUGGGAACUUCCAAGGAAUAGGUCAAAAUCCACAGGGCAAGAAGGUGGCAGAAGAAAAUGAUACUUCGAGAGAGGCUGGAUUAGGUCAAAAUCCAGAUGGCAAGAAGGUGGGAGAAGAAAAUGAUACUUCAGGAGAGGAAUAUCAAAGACCAAAUUUCUUUAAAGUGGAUAUGAAAUCAGGGUCACUCGAGGAUUCACAGCUGUUUGAUAAAGAAAAAAUUGAAGAAAUGAAUUUUGGGGAAAGCCAGAGAUUUAUUCUCCUAGCAAACUGCAAUGCUUCACGUAUUACCUCGAAAUUAGCAGUCAUGGACGGCAAAGACACAGUUCUUGAGGAUGAGAUUUCGAUUGAUUUAUUGGUCUCCAAUAGAAAACCGAGUGGAGAAAAAAUCGCCGUUGAAAAUUAUUCUGAUGUUUCAUGUGAUAGAGGGGGUUAUAGUGAACAAGAGCCAAUCAUGCCCUGAAGUCCCCUUUUUUUGUUCGGCUGUUGUUAUCUUUGUUUGUGUAAUAAAGCAAAUGAAAAAUAUUAACCAUC